AUGCUAAAACGCGGUAAUAACAGUUACUCACGGACUGAUGCCAGCGGCCUGAGGAAAAAGCAGCAGCAGCUCCACCACCACCACCAGCAGCAGAAGAAGAAGAAGAAGCAAGCAGCAGCAGAAUCAACAACGUCACCACCGCAUUCCAAUCGCGUCAGGACGGGGGCCGCCCAGCCGCGCAACCUGGUCUGCCUGGCCGUCCGAGCCCGAAGCGCCCGCCUAGUCGCAGAGGAAAGCCACCGCGUUAGAUCAUCAGCACCAGCACCACCUCCCACCCAGGGGGCUGACAGCAGCCGCUACAGCGCAGCAGCCGCCGACAAGGCCCGGGCGCCCAGCGUUCGCUGCCACGCAACUAGUAGCAGCCGUAGCAGUAGCGGCGGAAGGGCAGAAGAAGGGCCGUCGGCGCGCGAGGUUGCGGAGGCGGAGUUCGCAGAGACCGGGGCAUCCAGUACGGCAUCCAGUACGACAGCGGCGGCGGGGUCAGAAUUACCUGGGGAUAGGAAGAUGGAUCCGCAGCACCGGCAGACGGUUGAGGUUGUCGAAGUGGACGUGAUAGAGGGGGAGAACGGCGAGCCCGGUAGCUCUAUGCUGGGUACGGUGGCGGGUACCGCAGCCGGCGCGGCGCUGGCAGGCAGCCUAGCGGCCGCGGCGGCGUUGAGCGUGCCGCUGGCGGCCGCGGCGGCCGCGGUUGGCGCCGUGGUGGGCGCCGUCGCCGGCGGCGCGAUGGGCAAGGAAGUCCCUCGUGGCGUUGAUGUGGACCGCGCCAUGGAGUUCGACCAGCCUGAGGUAGUCCGCGCCGGGCAGGAGGCGGAAGAGCAGGAUGCUCUCACGGAGACGGUCUGGGACAGCGCCAGUGCGCCGCCGAGUGCGCCGCCGUCGGGAGCGGUUGGUGCCCGCGGUGGCAGGGCCGGCGAGGGCGAGGGCGAGGGCGGGGGUGGAGGUGUGGCGGUUACAGUGGUUGAGGUGGUUGCGGUAGUCAUGCAGGCGGCUGUUCUGGGGCGGGGCGGUAUUGCUUGA
This is a messenger RNA of Volvox carteri f. nagariensis, 1017 nucleotides long. RefSeq lists its product as uncharacterized. The record is from RefSeq and is a predicted model, not a curated record. The transcript has 5 exons. Lineage: Eukaryota; Viridiplantae; Chlorophyta; Chlorophyceae; Chlamydomonadales; Volvocaceae. The coding region runs from base 1 to 1017 and encodes 338 amino acids.